AUGUCGUCUGCUCCUUACAAUUACUCAUACAUUUUCAAAUAUAUCAUUAUUGGGGAUAUGGGAGUCGGGAAAUCUUGUCUUCUUCACCAAUUUACGGAGAAGAAAUUUAUGUCCGAUUGCCCCCAUACUAUUGGCGUAGAGUUCGGAACAAGAAUCAUUGAAGUGAGCGGACAGAAAAUAAAGCUUCAGAUUUGGGAUACUGCUGGACAGGAAAGAUUCCGAGCUGUUACGCGAUCGUAUUACCGCGGGGCUGCUGGCGCUUUAAUGGUGUAUGACAUAACUCGUCGAAGCACUUACAAUCAUUUGAGUAGCUGGCUUACCGAUGCCAGAAGCCUAACAAACCCUAACACUGCAAUUUUAUUGAUCGGAAACAAAGCAGAUCUCGAAGAGCAACGAGACGUCCCUUACGAAGAAGCCAAAGCAUUUGCUGAAGAGAAUGGACUGGUGUUCUUAGAGGUUUCCGCAAAAACUGGAGAUCAUGUGGAGGAUGCUUUCUUGGAAACCGCUAGGAAAAUUUAUCAGAACAUUCAAGAUGGAAGUUUGGAUUUAAAUCAAGCUGAUACCGGUGUUCAGCCGAAGCAAACUCUCCCUCGAUCAGCCAAUGCCAAUUCUUCGGGUGUUAAGAAGGAUUGUAACUGUUAA
This is a messenger RNA of Auanema sp. JU1783, 642 nucleotides long. Lineage: Eukaryota; Metazoa; Nematoda; Chromadorea; Rhabditida; Rhabditidae. The record is from the annotation of a GenBank genome assembly.